AUGUCUUCAGCACUCACCACACCAGUUUUCAUACUUCCCCUAGCUCUCUACAAAGAACAAACGCCAUCAGCCGUAGUCAUUGCCGCCAAUCCAACAGCAACUACAAUACAAUUAUACUGCCCUGACGAAGUCUCCGCAGCAUGCGAAUCAUCCGGGUACAACAACUCCAUUGUAAUCGGACCAUGGGCAAGCAAGACUGUCCCAGCUGGCGCGGCUUCAACGGGCAUAUUCCAUUGGAUGCUGGCGUUGAAUGAUCUGGGCGGCGCCAGUUCUGUUGAAUGCCUUGUAAGCAGCGGCACGCCUCAAACAUGUACGACCAUGGCGCUUCCGAAGGAGACUGGGGAAGACGGGAUUACUGACGUUGCGACUGGUUUUGGGAGUAUCACGAAAGAGUUUGAGCUUAAGUUUGGUACGCUGCCAAUCGUCAUCACCAAGGGUCAGGAGCUGCUUGAAACAGCAUCUCAAGCCACGACCACAGAGAAUUCUAGUGCUUCUGAAACCACGGGAAGUGAAACUGAGGCCAGGAGUACAGAGAUCAAGGCAGCUGGCACUUCAACGGGUGCUGCGGCACCAAAGGAAACUAAUGAGGCUGGAUCAAGUGCUGUCCGUAUUUUGGGUAUCAUAUUUAUGGCUGCACUAGCCUCAUUCAUCGUACAGUUUUAG
Molecule: messenger RNA, 663 nt
Organism: Fusarium subglutinans
Lineage: Eukaryota; Fungi; Ascomycota; Sordariomycetes; Hypocreales; Nectriaceae
Exons: 1
Coding region: 1-663 (220 amino acids)
Source: RefSeq, a predicted model, not a curated record